Lolium rigidum is the source of this 1092-nucleotide messenger RNA. RefSeq names its product protein rough sheath 2-like. The transcript has a single exon. The coding region runs from base 1 to 1092 and encodes 363 amino acids. Lineage: Eukaryota; Viridiplantae; Streptophyta; Magnoliopsida; Poales; Poaceae. The record is from RefSeq and is a predicted model, not a curated record.
AUGAAGGAGCGUCAGCGGUGGCGGCCUGAGGAAGACGCCGUCCUCCGCUCGUACGUCCGGCAGUAUGGCCCCCGGGAGUGGAACCUGGUGGCGCAGCGGAUGAACGUGGCCCUGGACCGCGACGCCAAGUCCUGCCUGGAGCGCUGGAAGAACUACCUCCGCCCCGGGAUCAAGAAGGGCUCCCUCACCGACGACGAGCAGCGCCUCGUCAUCCGCCUCCAGGCCAAGCACGGCAACAAGUGGAAGAAGAUCGCCGCCGAGGUGCCGGGGCGCACCGCCAAGCGGCUCGGCAAGUGGUGGGAGGUGUUCAAGGAGAAGCAGCAGCGGGAGAUCAGGGACAGCCGCCGCCCCAACCCGGAGCCCAGCCCCGACGAGAGGGGACGGUACGAGUGGCUGCUCGAGAACUUCGCUGAGAAGCUCGUCAAGGAGAGGCAACAACUAGUGGGAGUGGGCGGUGACCACCACCUCAUGGCCGCGCCCAUGCUGCCGCCAUGGAUGUCGUCCGCCAACGGCGGCGCGGCAGUCGCUCCGGCCCCGCCGACGCCCUCGCCGUCCGUCACGCUCAGCCUCGCGUCCGCGGUCGCCGCGCCUCCGGCUCCCGCCGCGCCGUGGAUGCAGCAGCAGCAGCAGAUGAUGGAGGACGGCGGCGCGGCGUUCGGGUACGGUAGGCCGCCGCCGCCUUCCACGGCCAUGAUGGCGGAAGCUCCUCCCCCUCCUCUGGCGGAGCUGGCCGAGUGCUGCCGGGAGCUGGACGAGGGGCACCGCGCGUGGGCGGCGCACCGGAAGGAGGCGGCGUGGCGGCUCAAGCGCGUGGAGCUGCAGCUGGAGUCGGAGCGCGCGUGCCGGCGCCGGGAGGCCGCGGAGGAGUUCGAGGCCAAGAUGCGAGCACUGUGGGAGGAGCAGGCGGCCGCCGCGGAGCGCCUGGAGGCCGAGUACCGGGACAAGGUGGCCGGGCUCCGGCGCGACGCCGAGCUCAAGGAGCAGAAGAUGGCCGAGCAGUGGGCGGCCAAGCACGCUCGCCUCACCAAGUUCCUCGAGCAGGUCGGCUCCUCCUGCCGCCGCUGGUCUCCCGGUGACAUGAACGGCCGGUGA